UCUCGCGAGUCGCUCUCGCGCGAAUUCCGCUUUCGCCGGCGCUCCUGCGAUUCUUCUCUGGAAUUGACCGGUGGUUUCACAGAUUCCCACGUCCUUCUCUCCUCGGAAGAAGAUGAGGGCCGCGCACAAAAGGCACACUCUCGAAAUCGAUUCCGGUCUCGAUCAGCGUGGAUCGGUCCCGGUGGCAGACUCGCGACGCGCGCGCGAGGACGCGUCGCAGGCGAUCGCGGGCGAUCUACGGGAUCGUGGAUGUUGGGACCGCUCGGCGCGACUCUCGAGCGUGUGUGCGUAAUCGCAGCGAUAUAAGACGGCCGCGAUGCGGUUUCACGGAUGCAGGGAGAAGGGGGUUACAUCAGAGAAUACACGAAGAGUCCACGCUCGGCUUGGUUCGGUUGGUUGUUCACGAUGACGACGACGACAACGACGACGACGACGAUGACACGACGCGCGAGAACGCGCCGCGCCGAGGCACCGCUUCGACUCUGCUUCGAUUCGCAAGUGCCGACGACGGGACCGACGAAUGGCUGUCCAGAUCUAGCUGGGUACCACGACGAAGCUGGCCCGACUCGACGCGAGAGACCAUGGCGUGUAUGCACGAGGCAAGGCGGAUCCGACAGCACAAACCGGCACGAAGGAACGGCUUCGACGGCGCGGAGCGUGAGCGAGAGGGGCCCGACGGGGCCUAAUCUGACCGGAGGGACUCCUAUGCUUCCUUCGUGCUAACUCUCUCUUGGCGAAAGGUGGCCGCCGAACUGCGGCCGAGAUUUUCCUUGCCGACCAUGCCUUUAACAUUAACAAUAAUAGUUUUACAAUAAUAUUAAUUUAUA
Molecule: messenger RNA, 827 nt
Organism: Acromyrmex echinatior (Panamanian leafcutter ant)
Lineage: Eukaryota; Metazoa; Arthropoda; Insecta; Hymenoptera; Formicidae
Source: RefSeq, a predicted model, not a curated record